This is a messenger RNA of Parathielavia appendiculata, 579 nucleotides long. RefSeq lists its product as uncharacterized. The record is from RefSeq and is a predicted model, not a curated record. Lineage: Eukaryota; Fungi; Ascomycota; Sordariomycetes; Sordariales; Chaetomiaceae. The coding region runs from base 1 to 579 and encodes 192 amino acids. The transcript has 2 exons.
AUGACGGCCCUCCUAUGGAGAAAGACAGCCGCCGCCGUCGCUGCCACUGCCACUCACGAUGUAAGAGACGACUUUGUCGGCCGCGGCCGCAUCCACGUGCUGAACAGCACCUCCUUCGUCACGGCGUCCCUAGCCGACCGCAUCGGCUGUCUCAAUCGCCAUGGCAUGCUCACGCUCCGGGACUGCGCCGUCUUUACCCUCUUCGACGACUCGCCCCGCUCCUUCUAUUCUGCUGAGGGCAACUGCAGCUUCAGGAACCCCAACACGCCCACCAACCGCGACAGCUACUACGGCAGUGACACUCAUGCUUGGUCGUGUGGGGGCAAGGACGUGGACAAGAGCGUGAACGAGAACUAUUAUACUGUUAACGGGUUCAACUACCCGUUUGUUUGUAACGGCAACAUCAACUGCUGGUACGAUAUCCUGAUGGCUACGCCCGGCAACGACUACGAGCCGUUGCCGGUGUGGCAGUUCUUCUGGGGCGCCCACCAGCUCGAUGUUCCGGCCGGCCAUUCAAGGGUGCUCUGGUUGUGGGUGCCGACGCGCAAAAAGAGCGCGGAGGACGCGGAUGAGGAGUAG